Messenger RNA from Cuscuta epithymum, 2433 nucleotides. Lineage: Eukaryota; Viridiplantae; Streptophyta; Magnoliopsida; Solanales; Convolvulaceae. The record is from the annotation of a GenBank genome assembly.
AACUUUGUUUAAAAAAUCACAAAUCCGCCACCGUUGAAGAUACACUGCGAAGCGGUUGAUACAAGCAGCCUUUCGGAGAUUCCAAGAGUCUCUCCCCUGAACAUCUCCUCACUUUCUUGACCCGCUCAAAACGAUUUCUGUCUCGUAUUCUUUCAGAUAUCAAAGAAGACCUGAGAAGAGGGAGAUUGGCAAAUGGCGAUUUCUAACUGCGCUUCAUCGUCGGCACCGUCAAAUAUAUCAUCGGUAGCUUUUCGGCAUCAUAAGAGCUUAGCAUCCGUUCCUUCGAUCUUUUCAAGGAAGUUCGCCCCCUGCGAUGUUUUUUUGCUUUCUAAGCGCAGCCCAUCACUCGAUUCCAUAAGUUGUGUAGCAUCUCCAUUGGCUCCGGCGGGAAAUGAAACCACAUCAAAGAAGCCCAGAGAAAGGGUGUCAUUGGUUUUCCCCCCUGAGAAGGAUCUUAAAGAUGCUCCUACCUUCCAUAAUAAGAACAACAUCACAGACAGUUCAACUGUCAGUAUAACUGUCGUGGGAGCGUCUGGAGACCUUGCUAAGAAGAAGAUAUUUCCUGCCCUUUUUGCUCUCUAUUAUGAAGAUUGUCUCCCUGAGCACUUCACCAUAUUUGGAUAUGCCCGAAGCAAGAUGACUGACGAAGAACUUAGGACCAUGGUUAGCAAAACUCUUACUUGCAGGAUUGAUAAAAGGGAAAACUGCGGUGAAAAGAUGGAACAGUUCCUAAAAAGAUGCUUUUAUCACAGUGGGAUGUAUGAUUCUCAGGAAAAUUUUGCAGAGCUUGAUAGAAAGCUCAAAGAACAUGAGGCAGGGAAACUCUCCAAUCGCCUCUUUUAUUUGUCAAUACCGCCAAACAUAUUCAUAGAUGCCGUACGAUGUGCAAGUCUCUCUGCAUCAUCUUCUCAAGGAUGGACAAGAGUCAUUGUAGAGAAGCCCUUUGGGCGUGAUUCUGAAUCGUCUUCUUCUUUAACACGUUCUCUUAAGAAAUACUUGAAGGAAGACCAAAUCUUUAGGAUAGACCAUUAUCUUGGGAAAGAGCUCGUGGAGAAUCUUUCUGUCCUCCGCUUCUCUAAUCUUAUUUUUGAACCAUUGUGGUCAAGGCAAUACAUAAGGAAUGUACAGUUCUUAUUCUCUGAAGAUUUUGGCACUGAAGGGCGUGGAGGUUACUUCGACAAUUAUGGGAUUAUCAGAGACAUUAUGCAAAACCAUCUUCUUCAAAUCCUUGCACUCUUUGCAAUGGAAACUCCUGUCAGUUUGGAUGCAGAAGAUAUUAGGAAUGAAAAGGUAAAAGUGUUGCGUUCAAUGAGGCCUUUACAACUUGACAAUGUGGUAAUAGGGCAAUACAAGGGACAUACAAAGGGAGGAGUUGCUUACCCCGGAUACACUGAUGACAAGACUGUCCCCAAGGAUAGCCUAACUCCAACAUUCGCUGCUGCUGCUAUUUUUAUUGACAAUUCGAGAUGGGAUGGUGUUCCCUUUUUAAUGAAAGCCGGGAAGGCUUUACACACUAGAAGUGCCGAGAUACGAGUGCAAUUUAGGCACGUGCCUGGAAAUUUGUAUAACAAAAACUUUGGUUCUGACUUGGACCGAGCAACAAAUGAGCUUGUUAUCCGUGUGCAGCCAGACGAAGCUAUUUAUUUGAAGAUCAACAACAAGGUCCCUGGUCUGGGAAUGAAGUUGGACUGCAGUAAUCUUAAUCUUUUAUAUUCCACCAGGUACUCUAAGGAGAUUCCUGAUGCAUAUGAAAGACUUCUUCUUGAUGCUAUAGAGGGAGAAAGGAGACUAUUCAUUCGAAGCGAUGAACUUGAUGCGGCUUGGUCUCUUUUCACUCCGGUACUGAAGGAGCUCGAGGAGAAGAAAAUAGUUCCCGAGUACUACCCGUAUGGGAGCCGUGGGCCGAUUGGAGCCCACUAUCUUGCAGCCCGUUACAAUGUGAGAUGGGGUGAUCUUGGGGCGGACCAAUAAAAUUCUUGGUAUGAAGAUGGGAUAAUAGUUUAGUGGGAAACUAUAGAAUCUAGAGACCCCAAACUUCGAUUUUUGGGUUACAAGGUUUCCAUUUUUGCAACCUUGAGCUAUUCUUUGCCUUUUCUUCCAAGUGUGGGUCCUGCAAAUUUGGUUUCCUGAGAUGGCGCCACACAUUCAUUCUCUUCAGUUGUUAGGUCAAGAAGUGUCAUCUUUCUAAGAGAAAUUUUACAUAUAAAUAUUUAUUUAAUUACCAAUAAGCAAUGCAAAGUGUGGGUUAAGGAACGCAGUGUAGCACUGUAGCAUGUGCAUGUGAUUUUUUUAUUUUUAUAGUGAUGUAAUGAUGUAAUCUUAUGUCUGCGUUCAGCAAAGUUUGUUGUUGUACUUAUUUUUAGUUCAAUCUUCAAAGAAUAAAUAAAUAAAUAAUUAGCGGAGGAGAUAUGAAAACUGAAAAGUGGUUAUCAU